Argiope bruennichi is the source of this 3294-nucleotide messenger RNA. Its product is annotated as BTB/POZ domain-containing adapter for CUL3-mediated RhoA degradation protein 3-like. Gene Ontology annotation, biological process: protein homooligomerization. The transcript is spliced from 6 exons. Gene Ontology annotation, molecular function: protein binding. NCBI's taxonomy places the organism in Eukaryota, Metazoa, Arthropoda, Arachnida, Araneae, Araneidae. The record is from RefSeq and is a predicted model, not a curated record. Bases 310 to 1224 code for a protein of 304 amino acids.
AGUUGUCCCCAUCUGAUAUACAAAAACAAAUUUCCCCCAUUUUGAGAAAUCGACAGACUUCAAAUGAUAUACGUGAAUCAUAAUAAGUCAUAGUGAUCAAAUCAGUAGAAUUUUAGCCAAAAAAAUGCAGAGAUUACUAAUACAUCUGUGCAAGUAUCUUACGUGACUAUUUCACGCUUCAUUAAUCAAUCGGCAAAUUUGGUACAAUUUCUGGUUUCAUGCAGCGAAAUUUUUGUUUGAUUUAAAAUUGAAACUAAAGUAACAUCAUUGACUAUAACAGUCAUCCUGGUUCCAAAGAGGAAGCCUGUUAUGUCUGGGGACCACAGAACUGUUAUCAAAGGAGCUCCUAGUCAAUAUGUAAAAUUGAAUGUUGGUGGAUCUCUCCAUUACACAACUAUCGGCACAUUAACUAAACAUGAUAGCAUGCUACGGGCCAUGUUUAGUGGCCGUAUGGAAGUUUUGACUGAUUCUGAAGGUUGGAUAUUGAUUGAUCGCUGUGGUCGUCAUUUUGGUACUAUUCUCAACUUCUUGCGUGAUGGUUCAGUUCCUUUACCUGAUUCAACUCGUGAAAUAUCUGAAUUAUUAGCUGAAGCCAAAUAUUAUUUAAUUCAGGAACUUUCUGAGUGUUGUGAAUCUGCUUUAAGAAAGAGAGAAAUGGAUUUGGAACCAAUUUGCAGAGUUCCUUUGAUUACAUCUUCGAAAGAAGAACAAAUGUUAAUCAAUUCUUCUACUAAGCCUGUUGUGAAGUUACUUAUUAAUCGACACAACAAUAAAUACUCCUAUACAAACACUUCUGAUGACAAUUUAUUGAAAAAUGUAGAGUUAUUUGAUAAACUUUCUCUUCGGUUCAGUGGACGUGUAUUGUUCAUUAAAGAUGUGAUUGGUAGCAAUGAGAUUUGUUGCUGGUCAUUUUAUGGCCAUGGGCGGAAAGUUGCUGAAGUCUGUUGUACAUCCAUUGUGUAUGCAACUGAUAAAAAGCAUACGAAGGUUGAAUUUCCAGAAGCUCGAAUUUAUGAAGAAACUCUUAAUAUUCUCUUGUAUGAAAAUCGAAAUGGACCUGAUAUGGAUCUGAUGCAAGCAACAAGCACUAGGGGUGCAGUUGCUAUGGGAACAACAUAUACUAGUGAUGAUGAAGAUGAUAGACGUACACCUGGAUCUUCUUCCAGAGAGAGCAGGGACAGUUGCCAUUUAAAUCGAAUACGAAAUACUAAGCAGACAAGUUGACGCACAUGAGCAGUUUUAUUUUGUCUAUUUUCUUUAUUUUCCAUAGUCAUAUAAGUUCUGUGAAAUAUCAGAUUUGUUCCUUAUUAUGAAUUUAUAUUAUUAAGGCUUUGCUUCUAAAAUAUUAAAACUUUUUUGUUUGUAUAGUGUUCAUUUAAUUGUUUGCAUGUUUUAUGCAUUCGUUUAAUGGUGGUUUUCAAUUCACUGUGAUGGUAAAAAUAAUAAUUUUUUAUUUUAUCUGGGCCUACUAAUGUUCCUCUAAGAAUGUUGCCAAUAAUUUGUUAUUGAGAAAAAAAAAUUAUAAAUAUUUCACCAGUUAGUAUUAUAUGUAAUAUGGUUUAUUGGAUUUAUUUUGUGCCAUGAAAAAGAAAUGUCAGAUCUGAAUUUAUUAUUAUUGAUACAUUUUAUUUAUUUUGUUUCCAUUUUAUGUUAUACUAUCAGGGAAAACGGCUUGGUAUCCACAUAAUUACAAUGUUUAUUUAUUAUUAGUUGUAUGUACAAUCUAAAAUGUAAAUUGUACUUUGCUAUAGGUUUUUUAAUAAAAUUACAGAAAUAUAUGGAUAUAGGAAGGAUAAGCCGGGAAGAAAAUUUAAAAGAAAGAAAAACAUUUAUAUGCCAAAUUUCCUGUUCUACUAUAUUUGUCUCGAUUUUUUUAAAAAAAAAUUAGAUAUGUGUUUGAAUGUUAUUACUACUGUGUUGAAAGAAACUGAAUAAUUAUAAACAAUGUGCUUCAAACUUGUGUCAAAAAUAUUCUUCUUGACUUCUCAGAAAUACCUAUCAUAAUUCAUUCUAAUACGGAGAUCAUCAGUAUUGUGACUAUUAACUAUUAUAGUUUUCAUCUGUGGUUUCCUGAACACUUUUCUGCAGAUCUCUCUUUUUCCAAAUAUAAAGAGAGACAAAUUUACAAAUACUUGUAAUCUAUGGACAUGCAAGAAUUCUGAAGAAUCAGCAAGUGACUUCUCUUAAAAGCUUUGUUCUUAUUGCUGAACUAACAAUAAAGAGUUUUACUGUUUACUCAUAUGAAUAUUCAGAAAUUUCAAAUUUACGAAUGCUCUGUUUCUGUACAAACUGCAAGUGGUAAAAAUAGAUAUUGAUAGACUUGUAUUGGAGGCAGUUUAAUGGACUACUAUUGAACAUAUUUGGAUUUUGCCGUUUCUGUGUUAAACUAUGAAUAAAUUGUGAUGUUGCUGUGACCAUGAUAUAUUGAGCAUCUUUGCUUACAAACUGUUAGCAAAAGUAUAAACAUAAAGGAAAUGUUUAUAGUAGAAUAAUAAUAAAAUUGUAGUAUACAGUUAGAAUGUAAAUCAUGCAAAAAAUGUUAUAAAUGUAAUAGAAAUAUUUAGCUGUGAUUGCAAUUUUUAAAGAAAUGGAUGCUCUGUUUUUGAAAUAAAAUUAUUUUGUUCAAAAUUUAUAAUUGCAAGAUUUCUGCAAUUAUUAAAAAAUUAGCUUAUUCAUUAUUUUAUCAUAUAUUUAGAUCACCUAUAAUUCAUUCAUCAAUGCCUAUGAAGAAAAAAAAACUGUUUCAUUUCAUAAAUAUUUUAUUAUUUCAGAUGAAUUUUCAAAAUUUUGAAUAUGCUUGCAUGAUAAUAUAUGUCGGCAUAAUAAUGAAACAUUCUGAAUCAUGUAUCUUCCACAUUUUUUAAAAAUUUUACUGCAAUUGAUUGUUAUGAAAUACCAAUGUAAUUGUAACCCAGUUAUAUAUAUUCUAGAGAAGUUGAAUAGUUUUCAGAUAAAAUUUUGUGAAAUAAUUUAAUGUUAUUUUUUUUGUGCUUUAUUCUGUAAAGUUUAAUAUUAAAAUCGAAAGACCAUACAUCCUUUCUGUAGACUGCCAUUUUAUUGUGUUCGAUUUCCUUGUGGUUUUUUUCAAUUACUAAUAUUAAUACGUGAAAAUAUGCUAAAGUUAUAUAUUUUCUUUUUGCAUACAGAGUAUUUUUCAUUGUGAAAUAAUCAUAUCAGUUCAGCAAAUCAAGUGGUCUUGAUUCUUAUGAUUAAUUUCUGUAUUCUUUGUUUCAUAAAUAAAUAUACAUAUAAAAAUUACAAGGAAUAAUUUGAAAUUGACUUAAAAUAUUCUCA